Pomacea canaliculata is the source of this 3817-nucleotide messenger RNA. Its product is annotated as endothelin-converting enzyme homolog. The coding region runs from base 510 to 2828 and encodes 772 amino acids. NCBI's taxonomy places the organism in Eukaryota, Metazoa, Mollusca, Gastropoda, Architaenioglossa, Ampullariidae. Gene Ontology annotation, cellular component: plasma membrane. The transcript is spliced from 14 exons. Gene Ontology annotation, molecular function: metalloendopeptidase activity. The record is from RefSeq and is a predicted model, not a curated record. Gene Ontology annotation, biological process: protein processing.
CGGUGACAGGUUGGAGCCUGUCAGGAUAGGCAGCGCCACCGUCCAAAGGUGUCCAGGCCCUCCAUAUAACCCACUUGAGGAACAGGUGCCUGUCUAGUCUCCCACGUUCGAGAUGCGGACUAAAGGACAUGGCAAUGACUUGCCCCGUGUAAACUGUGCGCCUUUGCUUUGGGUUUUAGUGGGCUCGAGGGACUGAUUCUUGCAGGAUAGUCUGGGGACAAACAGAGUAACGUGAAGUCUCGUUCGGCAGCGAGAGCCCAGCUGGAGUGAGCCUUUAAGGCGAUAGAAUUCACACGAAAAGAGUGUGCGACAAAUACUCGUGUUUGACACACACGAGUGUAAUAGUUUUUUUGGCUUUGGGAAGAUUUUUUAUUAUUAUUUUCACAACGCGGUUUUCAAGAUGACAAAAAGGUAGAUUUGGUUUGGUCAAGACCAGGACAACUGACAACUCCUAGUUGUUGUUGGGUUUUUUUUCGGUUCUUGACAGAAUCACCUAGCGAUCCGCAACAAUGGAAAGCCAGUUCCAGACAAGUGACAAGUACCCCAUCAUUGAGUCUUUCCUCUUCAGAGGCUCACGCCCCGCCUUCAGGGAGCUGAUCCUAGCUUCCACCGUCUUGGUGCUUCUCGGUCUCUGCAUCGUCCUGGCCGCCCUCCUGGGCAGGUCCUCCGUACAGCUGCAGGAGGCGCACACGUCCGCCCUGACAGCCAGCAACGUUUGCCGCGACAGUGCCUGCCUGAAGGCGGCGGCCCACGCCAUGGCUCUGCUCAACGCCAGCGCCGACCCUUGCGACGACUUUUUCAACUUCGCCUGCGGGGGGUACUCGAUGGUCAACCCGCUGGACUCCGACGAGGUGCAUGACAACAUCCGGAGGCAGAUGUACGACGAGAACAGGAAGCGGCUGGAGGCCAUCUUGCAGUCGCCGGUGGACCGCUACAUGGACUGGUCAUCCGAGCGCAAGAUGAAGGAGUUCUAUACAUCCUGUGUGGACGACUUCGGGCGCGAGCAGGUCAAGGCAGCACCUUUCCUUACCAAUACUAUGCCGCACUUGGGCGGCUGGUACGUGUUGGGCACGUGGAACCCAGGGACGUGGGAUCUGAACGAGGCCCUCAAGCGCGUGCAAACAGAGCUGUGGUUGGACGCCUUGUGGGCACCGACCGUCCGUGUCAACCUCGCCAACCCCAAGACCAACAUCAUCGCGAUCUCUCCCGCGGGUACAGGCUACUACAUGCAGUGGAGUUACUAUCUCGAUCCAACUAAAGCAAAGAUUCAGUCCGACUACAAGCAGUUCAUGCGCACCGUGGCGCAGCUGCUGUCACGUGACGCGGGCGUGGCCGCAGACCAGUCCCUAGCGGACAGGAUCGAGGUGUUCGUUGGGGAUGCUUACAAAGUUGAAGCUCAGCUGGCGUCGAUUGCAACCAGUGCCCGCUAUCAGAAUAAUCCAUACGAUGAAGCCAAGCAAGUGUCCUUGGAUGACCUCACACGUAACACAGGUCGAGUGAUCGACUGGACAGCCCAGAUGGCCUACUUAUUUAACGAGGCGGGUGUGACAGGAUCUACUAAAGUAGUGCUGCCCUACCCAAAUUAUGUUACUAAUUUGACUACUUUGAUCAAUGGCCUGGAGUCUUCCAGCAGAAGUAGGGUCUUGCACAACUACCUGAUGUGGCGCGUGCUGGAGAACUACGUGUCUCACCUGUCCUGGGAAUACAUCCACGCCAACCGCCAAAUGUACACCGACCUGUACGGUCAGGCCGAGUUCCAGGGGCUAGCCAGAUACUGCUUCUCGUACACUGAGUUCUACUUCAAAGUGGCGCUGGAAGCCCUGUACAUCAACUCCCAUUUUGAGGAGAAAAAUAAGGCCAAGGUGACUGAUAUCACAGAAGGCAUCAGGAAAGCUUUAGAGGACAUGAUCACAGCAAACACGUGGAUGGACACGACAACUAAACAGCUCGCCGUAGACAAGAUGAUCAAAGCUACAUACAAACUAGGAUAUCCAGAUUUCAUGUCUGAUGAGACCAGGGUAGACAUCAUCUAUGCACAGCUGACAAUCAAUGUGUCCGACUAUUUCGGCAACCUGAUGUCGCUGUUCGGCCAACACCGGCGGGACUGGAACCGGCGCCUGCGUGAGGGCGAGGACCGCGGCGAGUGGCUGUUUAGAGUGUACGACACCACCAUAGCUGUAUACUGGUACUGGGACGAAAUUUUGCUGCCCGCCGGCACCCUACAAUUCCCCAUCUACACCUACGAGAUGCCCCACUACCACAGUUUCGGGGCGCUGGGCACCCUCUUAGGGCACUUCGUCCAUCAUCUAGUUGAUGAGAUGGGACGGAAGUGGGACCAGGGCGGUGUGCGCAUGACCAACCCCAGUGGCUGGUGGAGCAACCAGACGUUAGACAACUACAACACCGUUGUGCGCCAGUGUGUGGUGGAUCUCUACACCAACCUUACCCAGGGACCCUACGUUAUGAAGAACGGAAAAGAUGGCUUCGUGUAUGUUAAUGGCGAGAAAUAUGCUGGGGAGGCUAUUGCCAUCACAACGGGCAUCAGGAUAGCAUAUAAUGCAUACCUGGCCUGGCAGAACAGCAGAGGUCAAGACCCCAAUCCUCCUGGUCUGCAGUACACUCCUCAACAGAUGUUCUUCAUCAGUCACGCUCAGACAUACUGCUAUAACCGCGAUCCUCUGUAUGAUUACAACUUUGCAAGUAGGCAAGGCAUCACCGAGGACACAAAAGUUAACCUGGCGCUCAGCCAGCUUCCUGAGUUUAGUAAAGCUUUUGGAUGUCAGGUCCCGGCCAAGAUGGCCCCAGAAAAACGAUGUACCUAUUACUAAGGGGACCAGUAAUUCAGGGGAUAUAAAAGGUCCGAAGGAAAAUCGAAAUAUGAAAACGAGACAAAAAUCCCCCAAUUUCUCCCAACAAUGACCCAGAAACAUUUCACCUUCUGCCAGUCGCUUCUCGACUCUUCAACUUUGACCGUAUGGGCAGGAAUAACAUGCAUGGUAUCAUGUAUUUCAACAGAAGAACAGAAGUAAAUGUAGCUGAAACUGUAAAAGGACCCGAAUGCAAACUUGUCUUUAACGGAGUGAGGAGUGCGUUAAGUUCUUUUAUACUGGCAAAAACUUUGAGCAGCAGCAGCAGCAGCAGCAACAACAACAACAACAACAACAACAACAACAACAUUGUCUCGUUCACGAACAUCCAAGCCUUUGAGAGUAAGAGUUCUCAACUAGAGUUCGUGAAAAGGUCACGCUCUCAUUUACCGUGAGAAUAAAAAUGUCUUCUCGCUGAUUGAACAACGCUUUAUUUGAUUAGCCCGGGCUGUGACUCCGUAAUGUCAUGAAAACGACUGUAGGUCAAUCCAGGUGACGCAGGCUUAGCUGAUGGAAUGGCGUAAAACACAAUCAACCAACCAACUGUGGCCGGAGCAACGAAGCUCAUAAGAAAUGUCGGAUAUCUGGUAAUUAAAAAGAAAAAAAAUAAAAGACAAAUUGAUGUAAACUUCCUGUCUGACGAUAAAAAAACUGCAGUACACAUGUUUGUUUUAGUGUUGUCUUACUACCGAGCAUAUAACAGGACUUACUGUAAGCACAUUUAAUAAUUUUCACAGAAAUUAUAAGAUUAUUGGAAAUGUUUUAUGAACUUCGAAGGCCAGAACGCUUCUUCCAAACCUGGAUGAUGUGACGGCUUCUUUCAUCAAGUUUCCUGAGUACUCGAAAAAACACCCGUAUAUCACCCUCCUGUCUAUUUUCUAUCAUUUAUCUUUGUUGUGGUGUAUGUAAAAAAAAAAAUUAAAAACUUAAUAAAACAUCUUUGUAUUUUC